Messenger RNA from Exaiptasia diaphana, 1471 nucleotides. RefSeq names its product C3 and PZP-like alpha-2-macroglobulin domain-containing protein 8. Bases 156 to 1109 code for a protein of 317 amino acids. Gene Ontology annotation, cellular component: extracellular region. The record is from RefSeq and is a predicted model, not a curated record. Lineage: Eukaryota; Metazoa; Cnidaria; Anthozoa; Actiniaria; Aiptasiidae. The transcript is spliced from 8 exons.
UCAAAGCUCUCAGAUGUAUUGUUAACAAGAAAGAUAGCGUGACAGACUCAUAUAGUAAUGCAAUCAUUGCUUACGCACUGACACUUGCAAAACAUCCCGCCCGUGCAAGCUUCCUAAAACGAUUAGCGUCUCAAGCCAUCGUCAAAGAUGGAAAAAUGCACUGGGAGUAUUCGAAUCAACGAAAACAAAGUGGUCCAAUUCGUCCACAUCAUCGUUCUUCCUCGAUUAACAUUGAAAUGACAGGAUAUGCACUUAUGGCGAUCAUUGGCGACGGUACUAAUACGAAAACACUUUCCAAAGCAAGACCUAUAGUUAAGUGGUUAUCAAAUCAAAGAAACGBACAUGGAGGAUUCUCGUCCACACAGGAUACCUGUGUAGCACUUCAAGCGUUGUCCGUCUUUGGACGUUACGUCUAUGGUGAGCUGGUUGACUACAUGAAGUUACACGCUGGUCACAAUCACCCCAAAACAUGGAUGGUUAUUGAUAUUGAUGACCAAAAAGGAUUUAAGCAAAACUUUCGUGUCACUCACAAUAAACGACUUGUGCUCCAGAGAGUUGAGUUACCAGGACAAAAUCUUCCCACCAAACUAAAGAUGAAAGCAGUUGGAAGAGGAUGUGCCCUCGUGCAGGCCGACGUGUCUUACAACAUCAAAACUAUACUAGCUGGACCAUCGUUUCAAAUCUCAAGCAGUGUACGACGACGAAGAGAUAGCAAAACUCCAGUGUUGAGAACAGAUGCUGGAGAAAAACUUUGUCAUCCUCUUGAAAUAAACGUUUGUGCUCAGUGGCGUGAGAAAGAUGAAUCUGACAUGGCAGUUAUCGAGGUUAAACUAGUAUCUGGUUUUGAACCUGAYGAAGAAUCKCUGGAGAAGCUUUUGAAUCGCAAGGAUGUUGUUCUUAAGAGGUUUGAAAUCGAAGAUACCAAGGUUGUCUUGUACUUUGAUGAGAUAAAAGAUGUUUGUGUGACAUUUGGAAUCGACCAAACUUCAGUUGUGACGAGCAUGARGCCUGCAACUGUGACUGUAUACGACUAUUACGACCCAGAUAAGUCAGCUUCUUCCCAAUACACCAUAACAAAUGAUCUUUGUACAACACAGCCAGACGCUUAGUAUCCUUGGUCCCAAGCCCUCACCAAAUAUAGAUCACUAUUGAAUUAAUUAAAGUUAGAUCUACCGCUACUAAAUUUAAUUGCAUCAAAGACUCACAUUUAAGACCCAAUUAGACGGAACAACUUUCGAAUGCAAACCUGAGUAAGUCAUCUUUUCAACAUUAACUACAGCGUUCUUGGGAAUUYUUAGUCCUUACAACAGCUGUAUCUAUAUUAUAAGGAUGACUUGCGCAAAUAGGCGAUGGUUGUAUACAAACGUUGUGYUGGUCUAAUUGCGGACUUUAACCUGCAUGUAUUUCCUAGGUUUUAAGCGUUUUUGUAGAUUUUGCUAUUAUUUGAGAUUAAAAGAAACUAAUCAUUUAA